This is a messenger RNA of Eimeria mitis, 366 nucleotides long. RefSeq lists its product as uncharacterized. NCBI's taxonomy places the organism in Eukaryota, Apicomplexa, Conoidasida, Eucoccidiorida, Eimeriidae. The coding region runs from base 1 to 366 and encodes 121 amino acids. The transcript has a single exon. The record is from RefSeq and is a predicted model, not a curated record.
AUGGGGGGCUUGGAUGCGGGCACUGUGCCUUCUCUCGGGAAAGAAGAGGUGGGGGCCCCUUUGUCUGCUGCUGCUGCUGCUGCUGCUGCAGCAGCAGCAGCAGAUGGGUGCUGCUGUGCUGCUGUGGGGAGGCUGGUAAAGGGCCUGCGCCGCACCGGGUCAGCAGCCAGGUCAGCAGCAGAAAGAGAAGCACAGCCGGAGGAGACGAUCCCCAGACCGAUCCCCAGAGUGUGGGGUGCUGGGGGGGGGCGAAAGGACUCGCCACGGAUGUCAACUAAAAAGAGACAGAGAAAGAGAGAGACAGAGAGAGAGAGAGAGAGAAAUAGAGACAGAGAGAGAGAAAGGGAGAGACAGAGAGAGAGAUAG